Messenger RNA from Eremomyces bilateralis CBS 781.70, 474 nucleotides. RefSeq lists its product as uncharacterized. The record is from RefSeq and is a predicted model, not a curated record. NCBI's taxonomy places the organism in Eukaryota, Fungi, Ascomycota, Dothideomycetes, Eremomycetales, Eremomycetaceae. The coding region runs from base 1 to 474 and encodes 157 amino acids. The transcript is spliced from 3 exons.
AUGGUGAUCGACACCUCUGGUCUAGAAAUUGUUCUUCACAAUCCAAUCCCCAGAUUUGUGAUAGAAUCCGAGAGCAAUCCUGCAAAAUGUUUGGCCAGCAGAGAACCAAUCAGGAUUGUAUGGGGGAUGGGGGAUAUUCAGAAUGGUGUUGCCAAGUGGCACGAGACUCAUCCGCUACUGGAUCUGAUCAAGGUGACCUCCCUCGGAUCUGGGACCUGCUCCAUGGAGACCACAUAUCCAACAACCCGAGCCACAUUGUUAUUGAAGCUGGAUUCAACUCGCAAGAGAUUGGCAGAGGCGUCGGAAGGCCAGGUCAAGAUCUGGCGAAAAAGGGAAAUCCUCAAAGCCAAGUUGGAAAAGCUCCCAAAGGAGAAAACUCGCAAGGAGGAGAGCGAGUUGACGAAUGAGCAGCAGAAGUUCAGGGACCGGGAAGAGGCAUUUUGUGGUGGGUUAGAUGCAGUUACACAUAGGUAA